GCCACAACUUCAGCUGAGGAACUUGGCACGGCCAGCUUGGGACCCAGGACCCUAACGCAGAGGCGCUGUGUUUGGAAGUCCCGCUAUCACGGCCCCCCAGAUGGGGCCUGGACGAUGCCUCCUGACGGCCUUGCUGCUUCUGGCCCUGGAGCCACCGCCGGAAGCCUCCCAGUACUGCGGCCGCCUUGAAUACUGGAACCCAGACAACAAGUGCUGCAGCAGCUGCCUGCAGCGCUUCGGGCCGCCCCCCUGCCCGGACUAUGAGUUCCGGGAAAACUGCGGACUCAAUGACCACGGCGAUUUCGUAACGCCCCCGUUCCGAGAGUGUUCUUCUGGGCAGUGCAACCCCGACGGCGCGGAGCUAUGUAGCCCCUGCGGCGGCGGAGCCGUGACCCCCACUCCCGCCGCGGGCGGGGGCAGAACCCCGUGGCGCUGCAGAGAGAGGCCGGUCCCUGCCAAGGGGCACUGCCCCCUCACACCUGGAAACCCAGGCGCCCCUAGCUUCCAGGAGCGCAGCUCACCAGCAAGUUCCAUUGCCUGGAGGACCCCUGAGCCUGUCCCUCAGCAGGCCUUGCCGAAUUUCCUUCCGCUCUUGGUGCUGGUCCUGCUCCUGACCUUGGCGGUGACAGCGAUCCUCCUGUUUAUUCUGCUCUGGCACCUCUGCCGGCCCAAGGAGAAAGCCGACCCCUAUCCCUAUCCUGGCUUGGUCUGCGGAGUCCCCAACACCCACACCCCUUCCUCCUCGCAUCUGUCCUCCCCAGGCGCCCUGGAGACAGGCGACACAUGGAAGGAGGCCUCUCUACUUCCACUCCUGAGCAGGGAACUGCCCAGUCUGGCGUCACAGCCCCUGUCUCGCCUCCUGGAUGAGCUGGAGGUGCUGGAAGAGCUGAUUGUACUGCUGGACCCUGAGCCUGGGCCAGGUGGGGGCAUGGCGCAUGGCACUACUCGACACCUGGCCGCCAGAUAUGGGCUGCCUGCUGCCUGGUCCACCUUUGCCUAUUCGCUGAGGCCGAGUCGCUCGCCGCUGCGGGCUCUGAUUGAGAUGGUGGUGGCAAGGGAGCCCUCUGCCUCUCUGGGCCAGCUUGGCACACACCUCGCCCAGCUAGGGCGGGCAGACGCAUUGCGGGUGCUGUCCAAGCUUGGCUCAUCUGGGGUUUGCUGGGCUUAACACUCAAUAAAGAACUUUGCUGACUACUAAGCCCAGUAUACAAUUAGCACUGAAGUACUUCUUGAAGUACAAUCCUAAUUGGGCAAAGACCCAACAGAUAUCCUCACUGCUCUUCGCCCUAGAAGGGCCUAUUCCAACAUACACACAGGGCCACAUGUGGGACGGCUGACCCCAGGUGCCUCUGGGCCACCAGAAUCCCCUCUGGGAAACAACCCUGCUACAGACAUUUGCUGUGUUGUGUUGUUCUGAAGCCAUAACAGACCCCACGACUGACUUCUAAUUCUGAAUGAUGGCCUCACCUACCUGAUGAGGCUAAUGAACUUCCUUGGGUCAUGAUGGGUGGGUGUGUAGAAGUGGGGUUCCUACCUGCCCCCAUAGCCUACAAAUGGGAAUACCACCUCUCCAAACAUUGACAGACUUUAUUGUGGGGGGGUUCCCACCUGGGACCCCACCUCUUAAAUAAAAAAGUGCAUAGAAAA
Molecule: messenger RNA, 1647 nt
Organism: Nomascus leucogenys (northern white-cheeked gibbon)
Lineage: Eukaryota; Metazoa; Chordata; Mammalia; Primates; Hylobatidae
Gene: IGFLR1
Product: IGF like family receptor 1
Source: RefSeq, a predicted model, not a curated record